Molecule: messenger RNA, 882 nt
Organism: Clonostachys rhizophaga
Lineage: Eukaryota; Fungi; Ascomycota; Sordariomycetes; Hypocreales; Bionectriaceae
Source: the annotation of a GenBank genome assembly
GGAUUCGCGCCAGGCAGCUGGUCACAGGUUGCAUUAGAACUCACCAAGCCGGAUGGUUUAAUAGUUGGGAUUGAUCUUCUCCCCGCACAGCCUCCUAAAGGUGUGACCACAUUCCAAGGGGACUUUCUCUCCCCUAUGGUACAGAAACUCGUCAAAGACUGCAUCCUUGAAAUGCAAAAUCGGCGAGAACUGUCCCGCCUCAAGUCCAAGCCUAAAGCCGAGAAGAGCAAGAAGGACGGAGUACCCGAAGAGUCCCAGACAGUCGCCGAGUCUGAAAAAAAGAAGAAGAUGAAGAAAGAGGACGAGCAGCCGCUAGAAGAAGCUAGGCAGCAUGACCUUGAGCCCCAGAGCUACAUCGACAUGGAGCGGCAAGCCAGCCAUGUUGAAACCGAGGGACAAGGAAAAUUACACCAUGGACAGGAAUCGAUGAACAUGGUUGAUGUGGUUCUGAGCGACAUGUCAGCACCCUGGCAACAAACAUCUGGUUAUAAUGUGAACACCUUGAGUAAUCCAUAUCAUAGGUUAAUGAACACGAGUGGCAUCCCUUUUCAUGACCAUGCUCGUAGUCUGGUGGGUUCCUUCAUUGAGUGCUUUGAUAGAACAAUCAGAGCCAUACAGCAAACAAGCUUGUUGAUAACUGACGGAGAAUCGCCAAAUCAGGAUCUUUGCAAUGCCGCCCUCGAUUUUGCAAGUGACACUCUGAAACCCGGUGGGCACUUUGUCUGCAAAGUUUACGUAGGGCGAGGAGACCAAGAUUUCGAGCAAAGGGUCCGACUGCUCUUUUGCAAGGUUCACAGAGUCAAGCCAAAAUCAUCAAGAAGCGAAAGUAGGGAGGUAUACCUAAUCGGGUUGCAGAGAAAAGGGAAUAGAGUGGUCAAGUAA